Branchiostoma belcheri (Belcher's lancelet) is the source of this 909-nucleotide messenger RNA. RefSeq lists its product as uncharacterized. NCBI's taxonomy places the organism in Eukaryota, Metazoa, Chordata, Leptocardii, Amphioxiformes, Branchiostomatidae. The transcript is spliced from 2 exons. Bases 55 to 612 code for a protein of 185 amino acids. Gene Ontology annotation, biological process: DNA integration. The record is from RefSeq and is a predicted model, not a curated record. Gene Ontology annotation, molecular function: nucleic acid binding.
CUAAGGUCAACAUCUGCACAGUCAGUUAUCCCGGUACUGGACAAAUAUCUGUCUAUGUUCGGAAUACCGAAGGUCCUAAAGACGGACAACGGUCCACCGUGGACGAGCACAGAAAUGAAGUCGUUCGCAAGAUACAUGGGAUUGCACCAUCGGAAAAUCACACCGUACUGGCCAUGCGCCAACGGAACCGCAGAGCGAUUCAUGCGCGUCUUGGGGAAGACCGUGAGAACAGCGGUAAUCGAGCAAAAGUCGUGGAAGCAAGAGGUGCACAAAAUGCUGAGAAACUACCGUGCAACACCCCACUCGACAACAGGUUACCCGCCAGCAACACUGCUGUUUCAGAGAGACAUGAAAACCAGGUUACCAGAGCUGACACUGGAACAACCAGAAGUCAACAAGGAAGCAAAACAGAAUGAUAAGAAAGCAAAGAUGGAGAUGAAGAAGUACACUGACAGAAAGAGAAGAGCGAAGGAAAACAGCAUUGACAUAGGAGACACCGUCCUAGUGUCACAGAGAAAACAGAACAAGCUCACACCUCCAUAUGACCCCAAACCACACCGAGUGAUUGGAAAGAAAAACACCAUGAUCACUGCGGAAACGGCAGGAGGAUAACAAGAAAUGCUUCAUUCUUCAAGAAGAUCGACAUAGAAGAGGAAGAAGCAGACGACAGCGAAGAAGAAUACCUGGACGAAAUGUUGAACAACGACAACGGAGACAACAAUCAAGAAGGCAAUGUUUUUAGCUGCUUACAGAGACGGACGUUUGUCCGACUCCCUGACCCGGGAACUGAUCACAGACGACAUGAGGGCAGCAGAAGGGGAGGAUCUGUACGUACACGUCACGCUGCUGGGAGAGGACGGGGGAUGUCAGGACGACAGCCUUUCGGACGAAGAUGAGCCAGAAGACCCU